GGCCCAUGGUGAUUAAACCCUAGUCGUCGUCAAGGAGCCAUAUAUAAUAGAAAGAGGGAGAGCUUGAGGGUUUGUGUUUUGGGAUCGAGUAGCAACAAUGUCGAAGAGAGGUCGCGGUGGAUCGGCGGGGAACAAGUUCAGGAUGUCACUGGGUCUGCCGGUGGCGGCGACGGUGAACUGCGCCGAUAACACGGGGGCGAAGAACCUCUACAUCAUAUCGGUGAAGGGGAUCAAAGGUCGGCUGAACCGUUUGCCGUCGGCUUGCGUGGGUGACAUGGUGAUGGCCACCGUCAAGAAGGGAAAACCCGAUCUCCGUAAGAAGGUCUUACCCGCCGUCAUCGUCCGUCAGCGCAAGCCUUUUCGCCGAAAGGACGGCGUUUACAUGUACUUCGAAGAUAAUGCUGGUGUCAUUGUGAAUCCCAAGGGUGAAAUGAAAGGUUCUGCUAUUACUGGUCCAAUUGGGAAGGAGUGUGCUGAUUUGUGGCCUAGGAUUGCAAGUGCAGCCAAUGCUAUUGUUUAAGUUGGUUUUUUAGUAUUAUAUUAUAAUGUUUUGCUUUUUAAAGUGGGUGGUUUUUGAUAUUGUUUUUGGUUGAACAAUAGUCAAAUCGACAGUGUUCUUAUUUUUCUUUAUCUUCUCAGUGAGAAGUGUUUUGAAGA
This is a messenger RNA of Gastrolobium bilobum, 657 nucleotides long. Its product is annotated as large ribosomal subunit protein uL14x/uL14z/uL14y. Gene Ontology annotation, molecular function: large ribosomal subunit rRNA binding; structural constituent of ribosome. The record is from RefSeq and is a predicted model, not a curated record. The transcript has 4 exons. Lineage: Eukaryota; Viridiplantae; Streptophyta; Magnoliopsida; Fabales; Fabaceae. Bases 98 to 520 code for a protein of 140 amino acids. Gene Ontology annotation, cellular component: cytosolic large ribosomal subunit; ribosome. Gene Ontology annotation, biological process: translation.